Molecule: messenger RNA, 2733 nt
Organism: Anguilla anguilla (European eel)
Lineage: Eukaryota; Metazoa; Chordata; Actinopteri; Anguilliformes; Anguillidae
Product: cytoplasmic phosphatidylinositol transfer protein 1-like
Exons: 11
Coding region: 271-1218 (315 amino acids)
Biological process (GO): phospholipid transport
Cellular component (GO): cytoplasm
Molecular function (GO): phosphatidylinositol binding; phosphatidylinositol transfer activity
Source: RefSeq, a predicted model, not a curated record
ACAGUCCCAAGGGUGUGGGAUCAGAGAUGAUGGCUAUACUGGCUUCAAUGUAUAACUGAAGUGAGCUCCAGCAGGAAUGAAGACGUGACUCUAAGCUAUCUGGCUAUCAAUGCAACCUUUGGCCUAUACAGGAAGUGGCAUCAGCACGUGGACCUUGCCUGAUACAGCUCCUCACUAUCUGGAGCGUUUGUUUUAGUUCCCGAGUCUUCAGCCAGCUGCAGUUCUGUGCCUUUGAUCAGCCCUCUUGCCUGCCACAUUGUCUAAAAAGCCAUGCUACUGAAAGAGUACCGCAUCUGCAUGCCCCUGAGUGUAGAGGAGUAUCGAAUAGGACAGCUGUACACCAUCAGCAAGCACAGCCACGAGGAGAGCGACAAGGGCGAAGGUGUGGAGGUGGUGCGCAACGAGCCGCACGUGGACCCCGUGCACGGAGAAGGCCAGUUCACAGAGAAGAGAGUUCACCUGUCCAGCAAACUUCCCAGCUGGGCACGAGCCGUUGUCCCCCGUAUUUUUUACAUUACAGAAAAGGCCUGGAAUUACUAUCCAUAUACAAUAACGGAAUACACAUGCUCAUUUUUGCCAAAGUUUUCAAUUCACAUAGAGACAAAAUAUGAAGACAAUUGUGGGAUCAAUGAAAAUAUCUUCACUAUGGAGAAAAGUAAUUGUGAUACAGAGGUGUGCUUCCUGGACAUUGCCAUUGAUGACAUCCCAGAAAGGCACUACAAAAGCUCAGAGGAUCUCAGGUGCUUCAGGUCCUUAAAAACGGGGCGGGGGCCCCUGAAGGAAGGAUGGAGAGAAAGCAGCCAGCCAAUCAUGUGCUCUUACAAGCUGGUUGCGGUCAAAUUCGAGGUCUGGGGCCUUCAGACCAGAGUCGAGCAGUUUGUACACAAGGUCAUCAGGGACAUCUUGUUGGUGGGACACCGGCAAGCUUUCGCGUGGGUUGAUGAGUGGUAUGACAUGACCAUGGACGAGGUGAGGGAGUACGAGCGGAACACUCAAGAAGCCACCAACGAGAAGAUCGGCCUGGUGACGCCCACCAUCUCCAUCCACGAGGUGUCGCACACGGCCACCACCCGCAGCGCCCCAGCCAGCGCCCCGUCCACGCCCGUCAACGGAGACCCACCCGAAUUCCUCAGCGUGCCCAAGGAUCGCCCCCGGAAGACGUCCGCCCCAGAGACUCUGACCCUCCCGGAGCUGCGGGAACGGACGCUUCCUAAAUAACAUUCCCACACGCGCACACUCCACUUUCCCCACCUCCUUUUCUCUCGCUUGUCUUUCAGCACAUUGAGCGCAGGCUAAUAAGCUAUUGGUCAUCAGUCUUUGCGUUUGCCCCUCCCCGUUGUGCUCCUGAAAAGCCUUGGUUUUGUUUCCAUCUUUAGGCUUAGCUGAGCUGCAAGAUGACCUGGACAUGCAUGUGCAGAUGACUGGCUAACAUUUAUUUUAUUGAUUUUAUCUGUCAUGUAAAUUACUGCAGAAACUGUGUUUAAAAAUAACUUCAGGUGGUAUUUAGGGGUAAAUAUUCAGCCCGGGAUGCGUUCUGUACUGCUGCUUGAAAUCAGAUUGAGAGAGAAGUAUCAUUUUUUUUAAAUGCUGUCUCAAUGCUGAUGACUUUGAAGUCAAACUUCUGAACAAAGCGUCUUGAUUUAUGGAAAUGCAUGGCUUUUCCUAGACUAUUAUUAUCCACCUUUAGAAGAUAAUGGAGAAAUGCCAAGUAAAGAGAACCGCAUUAAAUAUUGUUUAAAGGCUUCAUUUUAAAACCUGUGUUAUUGUCUUCUGCUACUCUGGCAACGUAAUGAUGCAUGCUCUUGGACGCUGAAGGUUUUCGUUUUUUGACAAAAUCUUGAGAGACUGGAAGAGAGAUGUUGAUCUCCCUCAUUUGAGAAAGUGAAACCACUGAACCACAUUUAAUGAUUUAAGAAUAUUUAAAAUGCGCACACUUCUGUGGACUUCUUUCAUGGAUGAAUGUUUUCGGGACAUUACACACUUCUAUGUGAAAUUUUCAAAGGUAAUCCAAUUUGAAAAUGGCAUUUCAAUUUGCAGCAUCAUAUCAUAAGGUCGCAGAUGAGGUCAUGCUUUCGAAAUGGACUUGCUGGCACACUCACUUGGCAUUUUACUAUUUGAAGUCAAGUCAUUUAUACGUAAUUGCAAUUGGACAUGGUUUUCUGUGAAUUAAUGUCACCGUGGGGAAAAAUUGAAUUUCUCAUUAAAGUUGAAGCUAUGACAUUUAGCUGAACUGUUUAGCAGUGAUGUCCACGGACUGUGUUGUGAUGCGGUGAUACUCUUUUUUUUCCUGUUUACUCAUUUUUUGGAUAUCAAUUUUUUUUAAUAUGAUGUAUUUAAUUUCAUCAUGAAGAGAAGAAAAUGUUACUUUCCAAACCGGGAUAUGAAUGUAGGAAUAAGAAUGUGCACACAGUUUAGCCGACUUGUCUUAUUUUCAUACAUCUCUCUGGGCAUCAUAACCUUUCAGGAAUAUGUGAUUGCACAAACAGUGAUCACACCACCUUAACCAGAAUCCCCUUAUGAACAAGAACUGUAGAAAGAUGUCUGCGCAGCAUCUACUGCGUUGCUGUUUGAAUGAUUAACGUCACUGGUCUUUGUGGGUCUAGCAUGAUUUGCAUACCAAUCACAGCUGUGAGCUACUGUACAUGUACCUUCUGUGUGUCCAUACCCUUUUCAAGCUGGGAAGUACUGGCUAACAAAAUAAAGUUCCAAAACGACAAAGUCAUUUUAACAAUC